Marmota monax (woodchuck) is the source of this 1648-nucleotide messenger RNA. It is a transcript of the gene Ddost, whose product is annotated as dolichyl-diphosphooligosaccharide--protein glycosyltransferase non-catalytic subunit. Gene Ontology annotation, cellular component: oligosaccharyltransferase complex; endoplasmic reticulum membrane. The transcript has 11 exons. NCBI's taxonomy places the organism in Eukaryota, Metazoa, Chordata, Mammalia, Rodentia, Sciuridae. The record is from RefSeq and is a predicted model, not a curated record. Bases 74 to 1393 code for a protein of 439 amino acids.
GAGUCGCGAUUGGUCGGCUGUAGACGGGACCUUUCCGGUGUCCAGGUGUGGGUUCUUUGGCUGAAAGAAGAAAAUGGAGCGGUGCACGGCGGCCCGUGCUUGGUCUCUCUUAUGGCUGCUGCUACCCUUGCUUGGCUCGGUCUGCGCCAGCGGCCCCCGCACUUUAGUGUUGCUGGAUAACCUCAACUUGCGGGAGACGCACUCGCUUUUCUUCCGGAGCCUGAAAGAUCGGGGCUUUGAACUCACAUUCAAGACCGCCGAUGACCCCAGCCUGUCCCUCAUUAAGUACGGGGAGUUCCUCUAUGAUAAUCUCAUCAUCUUCUCCCCCUCGGUAGAAGAUUUUGGAGGCAACAUCAAUGUGGAGACCAUCAGUGCAUUUAUCGAUGGGGGAGGCAGUGUCCUGGUAGCUGCCAGUUCAGACAUAGGUGACCCUCUCCGAGAGCUGGGCAGUGAGUGUGGGAUCGAGUUUGAUGAGGAGAAAACAGCUGUCAUCGACCAUCACAACUAUGAUGUCUCAGACCUCGGCCAGCACACGCUCAUCGUGGCUGACACUGAGAACCUGCUGAAGGCCCCAACCAUUGUUGGGAAAUCGUCUCUAAAUCCCAUCCUCUUUCGAGGAGUUGGGAUGGUGGCGGAUCCCGACAAUCCUUUGGUCCUGGACAUCCUGACGGGCUCGUCUACCUCUUACUCCUUCUUCCCAGAUAAACCCAUUACCCAGUACCCCCAUGCGGUGGGGAAGAACACCCUGCUGAUUGCCGGGCUUCAGGCCAGGAACAACGCCCGGGUCGUCUUCAGCGGCUCCCUUGACUUCUUCAGCGAUGCCUUCUUCAACUCUGCAGUGCAGAAGGCCACACCUGGUGCCCAGAGGUACUCCCAGACAGGCAACUAUGAGCUAGCUGUGGCCCUGUCCCGCUGGGUGUUCAAGGAGGAGGGUGUUCUCCGUGUAGGACCUGUGUCCCAUCAUCGGGUGGGCGAGACAGCCCCACCCAAUGCCUACACAGUCACUGAUUUAGUGGAGUACAGCAUCGUGAUUGAGCAGCUCUCCAAUGGCAGGUGGGUCCCUUUUGAUGGUGACGACAUUCAGCUGGAGUUUGUUCGCAUAGAUCCUUUCGUGAGGACCUUCUUGAAGAGGAAAGGUGGCAAAUACAGCGUCCAGUUUAAGUUGCCCGACGUGUAUGGUGUGUUCCAGUUUAAAGUGGAUUACAACCGACUGGGCUACACCCACCUGUACUCUUCCACUCAGGUGUCAGUGAGGCCACUCCAGCACACCCAGUAUGAGCGAUUCAUCCCCUCGGCCUAUCCUUACUAUGCUAGUGCCUUCUCCAUGAUGGCGGGGCUCUUCAUCUUCAGCAUCGUCUUCUUACACAUGAAGGAGAAGGAGAAGUCUGACUGAGGGGCCAGAGCCCGGGACUCUGCAGCGGAGAGCGGAGGGUUUUUACCAGGGCGGGUUGGUGAUCUCGUUUUGUUUGUUUUGUUCUGAAGCCGUGGGAAACGGCACAGCCUUACCUCAGUCGGGGGUGCAGCGUUGAGUACCAGGGGGAGGGGCCAGGGAAUCAUUUUUUAUGCAUUUUUUCCACCUUGAAUUGUGGUGUUUUUCAUAUGUGCAGUCACUCCCAUUUCUAAAAUAAAGAGAACUGUUGCCCCCACA